ACUUAUUUUAACUCUUAUUUAUAUAAAACACAGGAAACAUUACGCUUAGUCCGAUCUCCAUGCAACUAAUGUAUUUUCACGACAUUUACAAAUUUGACUAACUAUAUUUUAUAUUUAUUUAUUGUUUGUACAUUCAAAUUUUGCUAAUGAUUUUAAAUACUUUUAUAAUAUGAACUUUUGAUAUUUGAAGGAAGAAAAAGUAUUAUAUAACCCUCCCUGUUGAAUACUAAAUAUUUCCCUAUUUGUUAAUUGAUGUUUGGGAAACGAAUGAAAUAGCAAGUCUCCACUCUUUCCAACUUGAAAAUUAAGCCCUGGAAAAGAAUUCCUUCUUUACCAUGUUAAUAUGUACCAAAAUUAUUAGUUUUCUAGAAGCCUUAUAUGAUCUAGCGACAUUUAUUAUAUUUAUAACUUAAUUCCAGGUAGAAUGUCAAUCCCGGACAAGAACUGGCAACCACCCUUUGUUGUUCUGGACACGACUGCCGGGGAGGUGUUAGUUGAACUUUAUUGGAAGCACGCUCCUCUCACAUGCAGAAACUUUGCUGAACUUGCUAGACGAGGAUACUAUAAUGGAACUAAGUUCCAUAGAAUUAUCAAGGAUUUUAUGAUCCAAGGCGGGGACCCGACUGGUACAGGGCGGGGCGGAGCUAGUAUUUAUGGAAAAUGUUUUGACGAUGAAAUACAUUCUGAUCUCAAACAUACAGGAGCUGGAAUUCUCAGUAUGGCAAAUAGCGGCCCUGACUCUAAUGGAUCUCAGUUUUUCAUAACUAUUGCACCAUGUCAGUGGUUGGACAGUAAGCACACAAUAUUUGGAAGAGUACAUACAGGCAUGAUGACUGUAAAGCAGAUAGGACAGGUUGAGACUGACGAGAAUGACCGUCCUAUCGAUGACGUCAAGAUAGUACGCGGAUCAGUGCGUAUGAGCUAAACAUGUGUUAACAAGAUACAUAUGACAACAAAGCAUUUUCCAGCAGGAUAAGACUGCUUGGCGGAAUCAUUUUUGUAUCAGUUUAUUUCUGAUAUUUUGUACCUGAUAAUAAUAGACGUUAGAACAAGUCUGGUGUGUAAUGUGUACUCGUCUGGUAUGCUGCAGAAACCAGAAUGAACCUUUGUCUGGUCCACCAGACGUCAUGUAUUUGUGAUCGUAUUGUAUUUAUAUUCGUAAUAUAUUAAUAAACUAUGUUUCAGA
Eurytemora carolleeae is the source of this 1186-nucleotide messenger RNA. RefSeq names its product peptidyl-prolyl cis-trans isomerase-like 1 (gene Cypl). Lineage: Eukaryota; Metazoa; Arthropoda; Copepoda; Calanoida; Temoridae. Gene Ontology annotation, cellular component: catalytic step 2 spliceosome. Gene Ontology annotation, biological process: protein peptidyl-prolyl isomerization; protein folding. Bases 425 to 925 code for a protein of 166 amino acids. Gene Ontology annotation, molecular function: peptidyl-prolyl cis-trans isomerase activity. The record is from RefSeq and is a predicted model, not a curated record. The transcript is spliced from 6 exons.